CUAAUAUGAGGAUUAAAUGGUGGACACAGAAAACCAAUUUUUCCCCCUAGAGGAUGAUCUCGGAAGCCCCUUAUCUAGAGAGUUCCUACAAGACAUGGAAAACAUACAGGACAUCUCGUCUAUUGGUGAUGAUAGCCCUGGAGCAUUAAGCGUAACAGAGCUCCAGUCUUUGGGAAAUGGUCCAGGAUCUGAUGGAUCAGUCAUUACAGACACACUUUCACCAGCAUCAAGUCCUUCAUCCAUUAAUUUUGCCACAAUUCCAGGUAGCAUAGAUGAAUCACCCAGUGGAGCAUUAAACAUUGAAUGUAGAAUUUGUGGGGACAAAGCUUCUGGCUUCCAUUAUGGAGUACAUGCUUGUGAAGGUUGUAAGGGAUUUUUUAGGAGAACAAUUCGACUUAAACUCAUCUAUGAUAAAUGUGAUCGUACCUGCAAAAUUCAGAAAAAAAAUCGUAAUAAGUGCCAAUACUGUCGUUUUCAAAAGUGCCUUUCAGUUGGAAUGUCACAUAAUGCAAUUCGUUUUGGACGAAUGCCAAGGUCUGAGAAGGCAAAGUUGAAAGCAGAAAUUCUAACAGGUGAACAAGAUGUGGAAGAUUCAGAAAUGGCAGAUCUUAAAUCUCUUGCCAAGAGAAUCUAUGAGGCCUAUCUGAAAAACUUCAAUAUGAACAAGGUCAAAGCUAGAGUCAUCCUUGCAGGGAAAACCAAUAACAAUCCACCAUUUGUUAUACAUGACAUGGAAACACUGUGUAUGGCAGAGAAGACUCUGGUGGCAAAACUGGUAGCCAAUGGAAUCCAGAACAAGGAAGCAGAAGUUCGAAUCUUCCAUUGUUGCCAGUGUACAUCUGUAGAGACUGUAACAGAACUUACUGAAUUUGCCAAAUCUAUCCCUGGCUUCUCAAAUCUUGAUUUGAAUGAUCAGGUGACUCUGUUAAAAUAUGGAGUUUAUGAAGCCAUUUUUGCCAUGCUAGCUUCUGUAAUGAACAAAGAUGGGAUGCUGGUAGCCUAUGGAAACGGCUUUAUAACUCGAGAGUUCCUGAAAAGCCUAAGAAAGCCAUUUUGUGAUAUUAUGGAGCCGAAGUUUGAUUUUGCAAUGAAAUUCAAUGCACUGGAGCUGGAUGAUAGUGACAUAUCGCUUUUUGUAGCUGCUAUCAUUUGCUGUGGAGAUCGUCCUGGUCUUGUAAAUGUAGAAUACAUUGAAAAGAUGCAGGAGGGCAUUGUGCAUGUACUAAAACUUCACUUGCAAAACAACCAUCCCGAUGACAUCUUCCUCUUCCCAAAACUCCUCCAGAAAAUGGCUGACCUCCGACAGCUUGUCACAGAGCAUGCUCAACUUGUUCAGAUAAUCAAAAAGACUGAAUCUGAUGCACUCUUGCAUCCUUUAUUACAAGAAAUCUACAGCGAUAUGUAUUAAGAGUUUUUUGUAAUUUUUUCCACAGUAUUUAAAGCCAAGAGCAAUAUUAAUAAUAGAUGGGAGAAAAAUUACUUUGUACAGUUAUCUGCUGUGCUGAAUUCCAGAACAUGAAAAAUCUAAAUUGUAGAUAACUGGAAUGUCACACUUCUUUUGUCGUGGGUUCUUUAAGUACUUUAGAGAAAUUACAUAGUGCUCAUUAAUUUGCUCAUAAGAAGCUUUGGUUAAUUUGAAAUUUGAGGGUUAGCGAGAAUGUAUAUGUACUGAACAAGUAGAUGUUUAACAAAUCUGAAUCUGUUGACUAACAAAUAGACCUUGAUUGAUCAAAAUUAUAUUCUGUAUUGGGCUAGUCAUUGAGCAUUAAUUUACCAAAUAGGGCAAAAUUUGUUCAAGAUACAUGCACUAUCUUCUAUAGAUUAUGUACUCUUGAUUUAAAUACUCUCAUGUUCAUUAUUGAGAACCAACUAGCACUUUCAAUUUUUUUCUCAAACAAGAGUCAGGCUAGAUGUAUCAAGUGGCUGGGUAUAACUAUACGUGCACAGGUAUAUUUAUUUGAAAGAUAUUUACUUUGUUGCUGUCUGAAUUAUGAGAGGAAUAGUACUACUUAAGUAACUUUAGGAUUAACCUUUUAAAAAGAGUCUUUAAAAAAAAAUUAAAGGAUUACCAUGGUGUAACUCACAUAAUCACUUCCUUGCCACUGUGGGAGCCUUGGGCACUGGUGCCCCUUGGUCCCUUCUAUUCUCUGCCUGUGGCACAUAAUAGUGUAGUCUCCCAUGGGAUAUAAUACCCAAUGACCAAAAUUAGACCAACCAAAGUAUCAGUGUGUGGGUCCUGGGUGGUGCUGGUGUUCUGAUAUACAGGAGGUCAGACUAGUUGAUCUAGUGGUCCUUUCUGGCCGUAAAGUGUAAGACUCUAUAAAAUAUGUCAAAGAUAUUUUAGCAAGAUGCUUGUUAGUGAAUUGUACUUUACAAUGGGGGAAUGCUUUUUCAAAAGUGUUCUAAUGAAACUAGGCAAAAGUCCCUUUUGGGUGGAGAUGUAGUAUAUUGUGUGCAUCUUGGAGAAGUCUUAAUUGCUGAAGAUGAAAUUUUUAUUUUAAAAUGCCAUUUUGAAUUAGCAGGACUUGGGGAGUCACCCAGAAGUCUGAUUCUUGCCCCAAGGAAGCUGAAUUCCAGAUUGUCAGAAUACGAUAGCUUCAGGUGGUGGUCUACUCUGAAAAGUGAUUGUAUAAACAUGACACCUUUAUUCUUAACAGGUCUGCACCCAAUAUGUAUUCAAAGUCAUACAUACUGUAUUUACUGUCCUGAUAAAAAAUAUUAUUUUA
Molecule: messenger RNA, 2726 nt
Organism: Chrysemys picta bellii (western painted turtle)
Lineage: Eukaryota; Metazoa; Chordata; Testudines; Emydidae
Gene: PPARA
Product: peroxisome proliferator activated receptor alpha
Biological process (GO): cell differentiation; positive regulation of transcription by RNA polymerase II; negative regulation of inflammatory response
Cellular component (GO): nucleus
Molecular function (GO): nuclear receptor activity; DNA-binding transcription repressor activity, RNA polymerase II-specific; RNA polymerase II cis-regulatory region sequence-specific DNA binding
Source: RefSeq, a predicted model, not a curated record